AACGUAGUAAAAGAAUGAAGAAAAAUAAAAUAAAAAAUUGUAGUCGUGUUCUCUAUAACAAACUCCUCGACUUUACCUAGACACACACAAACUCUACGACUCUAUAUAAGCACCAUCUCAGUAUCCUGCUUGAAACCCAUCUAUCUUCGAUCUUUUUAACAAUGGCUGCUCCAUCUCCAACACCCCUUUUGAAAGAUGAGCUUGAUAUAGUCAUCCCCACCAUUCGAAACCUUGAUUUUCUUGAGAUGUGGAGGCCCUUUUUUCAGCAGUAUCAUCUGAUUAUUGUUCAAGAUGGUGAUCCUUCAAAGACUAUUAAUGUCCCUCAAGGCUUUGAUUAUGAGUUGUAUAAUCGUAAUGAUAUCAACAGGAUUCUGGGUCCUAAAGCUUCUUGCAUCUCCUUCAAAGACUCUGCUUGUAGGUGCUUUGGGUACAUGGUUUCUAAGAAGAAGUAUAUCUAUACCAUCGAUGAUGAUUGCUUUGUUGCCAAAGAUCCAUCAGGAAAAGAGAUCAAUGCUCUUGAGCAGCACAUCAAGAACCUGCUAAGCCCCUCAACUCCAUUGUUCUUCAACACCCUGUAUGACCCUUACAGGGAUGGUGCUGACUUUGUUCGAGGUUACCCGUUCAGUAUGCGUGAGGGUGUCCCAACUGCUGUUUCUCAUGGUCUUUGGCUCAACAUCCCUGAUUAUGAUGCCCCCACUCAGCUGGUUAAGCCCCGUGAGAGAAACACUAGGUAUGUUGAUGCUGUGAUGACCAUACCGAAGGGAACUCUCUUCCCGAUGUGUGGUAUGAAUCUGGGAUUUGACCGUGAACUCAUUGGGCCUGCAAUGUACUUUGGACUCAUGGGAGAUGGUCAGCCAAUUGGGCGUUACGACGACAUGUGGGCUGGCUGGUGCAUCAAGGUGAUCUGUGACCACCUGGGUUUGGGAGUGAAGACAGGUCUGCCAUACAUCUGGCACAGCAAAGCAAGCAACCCCUUUGUCAACUUGAGGAAAGAAUACAAAGGCAUCUACUGGCAAGAAGAGAUUAUUCCCUUUUUCCAGGCCGCGACCCUUCCCAAGGAAUGCACCACUGUUCAACAAUGCUACCUCGAGCUCUCCAAGCAAGUUAAGGCGAAGCUUGGAAAGGUUGAUGAUUAUUUCAUCAAGCUUUCAGAUGCUAUGGUCACAUGGAUUGAAGCUUGGGAUGAGUUGAACCCGUCAGGUGCUGCAGCAGCAGCAGAUGUUAAGGUAAAGAAGUAAACGACAUUUUGAGAGAGAGUGGGAGAGGGAGUUGUAGGCAUGUAAUCCUAAAAGUAAUUCUUUUGCUUUCAAGGUUAAUUAGGAUCUUAAUUUCCUCACUCUGCCCUGCACUGUUGAGAGUAUUAUUUAGUUUCCAUUGCUUUUUUAUUGGAUUAAGUUAUGAAUUACUUUAUACAUUAUGCUUUUUUGCAUAAUAUUGGGAGAUAUUAAGGUAUUUUCAAUUGUUA
This is a messenger RNA of Daucus carota subsp. sativus, 1465 nucleotides long. RefSeq names its product probable UDP-arabinopyranose mutase 2. Lineage: Eukaryota; Viridiplantae; Streptophyta; Magnoliopsida; Apiales; Apiaceae. Bases 162 to 1238 code for a protein of 358 amino acids. The record is from RefSeq and is a predicted model, not a curated record. Gene Ontology annotation, biological process: plant-type cell wall biogenesis; UDP-L-arabinose metabolic process. The transcript has 4 exons. Gene Ontology annotation, molecular function: UDP-arabinopyranose mutase activity. Gene Ontology annotation, cellular component: Golgi apparatus; cytosol.